Molecule: messenger RNA, 3923 nt
Organism: Lates calcarifer (barramundi perch)
Lineage: Eukaryota; Metazoa; Chordata; Actinopteri; Centropomidae
Gene: traf5
Product: Tnf receptor-associated factor 5
Exons: 11
Coding region: 343-2079 (578 amino acids)
Biological process (GO): regulation of apoptotic process; tumor necrosis factor-mediated signaling pathway; regulation of canonical NF-kappaB signal transduction
Cellular component (GO): plasma membrane signaling receptor complex
Molecular function (GO): thioesterase binding; zinc ion binding
Source: RefSeq, a predicted model, not a curated record
AUGAGAUUUUAUUGAUCACAUUUCAGUAAUUACCUUUGGUACUUUUGAUGUAUAUAUUUUGAUGGUUUGCAGUAAACUUAUGCAGGACUUUGUUAUUACUUUGUUAUUUUCCUGGUGCUAUUUAAUUGAAGUGUGUUGACUCAGCAGUAAUAACAGCAGGCAGCAGCAGGUUGUUGAUGUUGAGUCACUUCCUGCUCUUUUUAAUUUCCUCCUCUGCUGCUGCCGCUGCCGCUCUGUCGACUAUAAUCAAUACUAAUCAAUAGUAUCGAUCUGCCGGGACUGACAGGCUGCAGUGUGGAGCUGUGUUCAGGGAUUUCAGGAGGAUUUCACUGAGUGAGAUUCAUGGCCACAGCAGAUACGAAGCUGGAUGGAUCUGAUGCGUCCAGUUUGCAGUCAGACGAGUCGAGGCUGGGGUCAGAUGAGUCCAGGAUGAGGUCAACGGGUCCCGUGGGCUCCUGGGAGUCGGAGCUGACGUCCAUCCAGCACUCCCUGAAGUUUGUGUUGAAGCUGAAGGAGGAGUUUGUUUGUCCCAUCUGCAGUGGAGUCGUGCUCAACCCCCAGCAGAACUCCUGUGGACACAUCUACUGCUUCCACUGCCUCCAAGGACUGCUGGAGAGUUCAUCACCGUCCAGUCCAGUUUGUCCAGUGGACGGAGCAGUGAUCACACCAGCCGAGGUUUUCCAGGACAACUGCUGCAAACGAGAAAUCUCCAGUCUGGAAGUGUUCUGCACCAACUCCCCAGAAUGCACCUCUGUCAUCACAUUACACCAUCUGCAGGACCACCUGCGGUUGUGUCAGUACGAGCAGCUGCAGUGCACCAACCCAGGCUGCAUGGUGGUGCUGCAGAGGAGAUACCUGCAGGAACACCUGAGCAACACCUGUCCUCAGCGCACCGAGCCCUGCCCAUACUGCAGGCAGCCUCACCAACUCAGCCUCAUCCAGGAUCAUGUGCAGAGCUCGUGUCCAGAUGUGGCGGUGGACUGUCCCAACAGCUGCUCCCAGAAGGUUCCCAGACACAAACUGACAGAGCACAGAGAGUCGUGUCCUGAGGUUCUCGUCGAUUGUUCCUAUAAGAAGUUCGGCUGCUCUGUACAGGAUAAACGAGGGAAAGUGAAACUGCAUGAAGACGCUGCUGUCAAUCAUCACAUGCUGCUGGUGCUGAGGAGCAACACCAACCUGGAGCAACAGGUGGGGGUUCUGCAGGAGGAGGUGCUGCUCAGGCAGCAGGAGGUCCAGACAGACAGUUUACUGCUCACUGGUCUGCAGAAGAAAAUCAGACCGCUGCUGCAACAGAGCAGCCACCAUGAGAAUGUCAUCUCCACAGCUCAGAGGACUCUCAGCAGGCAGGAGGACGUCCUGUCCACUGUCCAGCUCGAAGUCCAGCAGGUGUCUCGGGGACUUCCUGGUCUGGAGGAGCUGGAGCAGCUCAGAAAGUCUCUGGACGCCGUGAUGCAGGAGGUGUCGGCAGCCGAGGCCCUCAGAGAACACCUGGGGACUCUGGAGGAGAAUCUGAAGCAUCACUCGGGUCUCCUGGAUCUCCACACCGCUCAGCUCAAUCGCAAUAAGCAGCACCUGCAGGAGCUCGAGGCCACGUCCUACGACGGCAAAAUGAUCUGGAAGAUCCAGGACUUCAGGAAGAGGAGGGACGCUGAGGCCGGAGGUCAGCAGCCGUGCCUGAGCAGCAUGCCAUUCCACACCGGACGCUGCGGCUACAAAAUGGCCAUCAAGGCCUACCUGAACGGGGACGGCGAGGGAAGGGGGACCCACCUGUCCCUGUACGUGGUCCUGAUGCCGGGAGACUUCGACGCUCUGCUGCAGUGGCCUUUCAAACAGACAGUGACUCUCUCUGUUCUGGAUCAAAGUGGUGCCGGUAACCACCGGAGUCUCAGCUUUAGACCGGACCCUGUGUCCAAAAGCUUCCAACAACCUGCGGCCGACUCUGUGAGCAACGUCGCUGUUGGAUUUUCAUGCUUCAUUUCUCUCAACAAGCUUGAAACGCCCCAGAACGCCGUGUACGUCAAAGAGGACACUCUGUUUGUCAAAGCUAAGGUGGACAUGGCAGGUUUAGAGCACCUGUAAGAAUUCAUCAUGUCAUCAAGUCAUCAUGGAUUGAUUCAUUACUUUGGACUUUCGACAUCUGGUGGUCAACGCAGGAAUUGCACUCUGAAAAAAAAAACAAUGCACUCACUUUUAUUGUCUUGUUUUUCUACAGGAUAAGCAAUCAGAACAAUUUGAAAGAAAUGUAAACACAUGAAAAGCUCUACACCAAGUAACUAAAGGAGCAGUCCACCAUAUUAGGAAAUGCUCUUACCUGUUUUCUUGUUGGGAGAAAAAGUCAAUAUGAAGCCUUGAUGUUACUCUACAAAGGAGGUGGAUGUGGACCUGUGGUCAAAAGUGGAUGUGACCAACAAACUGUGCUCAAAACAAACAUCCAGUUUACUUGUGGUUGCAGGGUGGACAAUCCAUCUGGCCACAAAGUUGGGGCUGUAAACGGACAUCCACAAAGGGGUCAUUUAUAGACAAGACAUAAGAUGUUAGUCAGUGAGCACAGGAGGUGUUGGUAGGUGAAUUUUGUUACCUUAGGUCAGAACUAGCCUAGCUGUUUCCCCUGUAUCCGGUCUUUAUGCUAAGCUAAGCUAACUGGCUGCUGGUUGCAGCUUCAUAUUUAUUGUAGAAACUUGAGAGUGGGAUCAAUUUGAAUGUCUAACUCUCAGCAACAAAGAGAAGAAAUAUAUUCCCUAAAAUGUUUAACUAUUGCUUUAAGAUACAGGAUUGUCUCAGGGAUCGUUUUAUGGAGGUUUGAAAACUGACAAAGACUAAAGUUACUUUAUCGACUGAUUGUCUGAGUGAAGCGAUUACCUCCACAGAGGUUACAUUUUCACCAGUGUCUGUUUGUUGGUUUGUUAGUUUGUUUGUUUAUUUGUCUGUAUGAUUAUGCAAAAGGUACUGAACUGAUUUGCACCAAACUUGGUGGAGGGACGGGGAAUGGGCCGGAGUUAUCUGAGGUUAUCUGAUAUUGAACAGAUUAGUAUUCAUCUGGAAUUAAAUUAGUUGUUAUCUCAUAAUUACACAUGGUUUCAUCAUGUCAGCCUGGAUUCAAAGAAUAGAAUCAUCAUUAAGUCAUUAUCUUUGAAGAAAGGAAUUAUUUAUUUUAGGAGAUUCACAGGAAGUUAAAGUGGCAGCUGCUCUAACACUGUGCUGUACUACUGCAAACAGAUCUGACUUCAUUAUUGUUCAGGAUGUUUUAAUUCUGCAGCUACACCAGAAUCAGUUCAAUCUACAAGUACUACUUCCAUUAUGGAGUCUCACUCAAAGAUAUACCUCAAAACUGUCAAAAUCUAUUAACAGGGCUGAACAGCAGAUAAAGAGUAAGGAAAGAAGAAAACAUGAGCCAGAUGAAAAGACAUGAGUGAUAACAUCAUGGAAUCUGAAAAUGCUGACUGAUUUGGGAUAGUUUUAGAUUAUCAUCAUUAUAUUGUUGCUAUAAAAAGACAUAGAGAUUAUGUUGCAGGAAUCCAGAGAGAAAACAUGGGUUUGCCAACAACGAGGUACUUAAAGGUACUUUUAUGAAUAAGUGUGAUAAAGGUGGUUUCUUUUUCUUUACGUAUGUUCUACUUACAUCUCUCAGACGCUGCAGAGGUGUUUGUCUUAUCCUCUUCACCUAACAGCAUCUCACUGUCUGCUGUGAAAACUUUUUGAGUGACAUGAACAUAAAUUUGUUUCAAAUAUCACCCACCCAUGCAACAGUGUGCAACCUUCCAGAGAUUUUUAUAAAAAGAACUUACCUGGCAAAAGAAAUAGGGCUGGAUAAAACUGAAGGAAAUACACCCAUCACCAUGUUGUUUUAUUCACCUGUGUUUAUUUUUUUAAUUUUUGUCGAUUUACAAAAACACAAAAAAAAUAAAGAUUUAUUGGAAAAAGAA